UCCUCCCGGACUUCCUAGCCAUGUCGGCCGCCCAGAUCAGGGCCGAGAUCAACGCCCUUAUCGCCUCCAAGUUCGCCGAGGGUACGGUGGAUCAGUAUUUCUUGCAGCUGUACGUGAUGUGGAGGUACCAGAAGAUACGCAAGGGCAUGGUCGUCGAGGUCAUUGAACGCUACCUCCACGACGCCGACAAGAUCCUCACCGCAAUCACCGUCUUGCUGAACCAGCCCCUGCUGGACUACGACAAGGUGGAGGGGAUCGCGGAUCAGCUCGAGGGGUGCAGCAGCAGCAGGUGA
Molecule: messenger RNA, 293 nt
Organism: Triticum dicoccoides
Lineage: Eukaryota; Viridiplantae; Streptophyta; Magnoliopsida; Poales; Poaceae
Product: histidine-containing phosphotransfer protein 2-like
Exons: 3
Coding region: 21-293 (90 amino acids)
Biological process (GO): phosphorelay signal transduction system; phosphorylation; cytokinin-activated signaling pathway
Cellular component (GO): cytoplasm; nucleus
Molecular function (GO): protein histidine kinase binding; histidine phosphotransfer kinase activity
Source: RefSeq, a predicted model, not a curated record